Molecule: messenger RNA, 1614 nt
Organism: Cyclospora cayetanensis
Lineage: Eukaryota; Apicomplexa; Conoidasida; Eucoccidiorida; Eimeriidae
Exons: 7
Coding region: 1-1614 (537 amino acids)
Source: RefSeq, a predicted model, not a curated record
AUGGGGGGCUGUUCUGCACAGCAGCCUGAAGGGGGCCAGCCGGAGCUGCUAAGACUGCAACACGAGCAGCAACUGCUGCGUCGGCAACAGGAGGCCUUGCACCGCCUGCUGCAGCAGCAAAAGCGAGACCGCUGCGACUCGAGCGAUGAUGAGGAGACUCUAGCCUUCUUCCCCAGACAGCAAGAGCUUCCGCAAGCGAGUGGCAGCUUCGGGAGGGCCCCCCUUGAAGCCACAGAGCACACAUCACCUGUGGCUCUCCCUAGUCAGCCGCUGCAAUCCGAACAACAGCCGCCUGAGCAAGCAAUGGCAACGUGCGGUGCUUGGCGUCCUCGAGAGCAACACAAGCAACCGCAGACGGUGGGCAACCAGAAGCUGCACACGCGAGAGGAGCUGAUGCAACUGCUGCAGCCCGGUACUGCGGCAGAAAGAGCACGACAGCAGCUGCAAGGCGCUGUUGGAGUUCCCGUAUAUGGCCUCGGCGUUUACUGCUUAAAGCUCAUUGGGGGCUUUACUGUGUGCGCAGCGACAAACCACCAAAUCCUGUGCGAGUGGUGCGCUCUACGUCACUUUGGAUGCGCCGAUGGCUCCUUGGCUUUAUUAAGGGACGCCCUCUUCAUUGAGGAUAUUGGGGGCCUCUUGUUGCAUGCCAAGCGUCAGAGACUGCGUCACGCCUUUGCUCCUGCAUUGGCUUUGAGCGCUUCGCACAGGCGGCCUGUAGAAGCCACCACUGCUACAUUGAGACGCUGCGUCCGGGAGGCGGUAGUGCAGCUACUGCCGUCUCAGAGAGCGGCUGCAGCAAGCGCCGUGGCUCGAAACGCCCUGGUGGCGGGUGUGACAAGGGCCUGUCUUCAGGGUGGAGUUGCGGAGAGUCCGCUGAAUGAGGCCUUUCAAGUGCUUACUGCGCCUCCGUUUGAGCGGCUUUUGCGCUUGAUGGGACCUAGUCUCUUUGCAAGACUCCUCAAUUGCAUCGUCUUCGUGACGGAUAGAGAUCUUGAACGAGGCGAGUUGCAGACGACGCGUCUGGUGUACGUGCAGGUUUGUGGCCGGCCGCUUACCAAUGGCGUUGUAGAGGCGCUUGCUAGAGAUCACAGGGCUGCGCGAGAAGCGAGGGAACGCUUGCAUUUGCUGCAGCAGUUGCACGGGCAGAAGAACGCGGCUGUUGAAGAUCAACAACACGCAGACAGAAGCACCAUCUGCACGCUCGACGCUGCGCUCAGUUCGUGCAGUAGCAAACGAGACAAAAGCCGUUGCCGAGCAGCGCGACGGCGGGCAGCAGCCACGCUGCGACGGCGGUGUCGGCCCCAAAGCAGGCAGCACUCGCAGCAGCAGCCACAACAAAAGGGGGGGCAGGGGGAGCGUGUGCGUCCACGUGAACUUGAGGUCCCUCGCAAUGCCAUCCUGUAUCACCGAAGUUUCUCCAGACUUGGGGGGCUUCCUCGGAGCGCCGUAAUAGCUGCUCUUUGCCGUGUGGAGCCGCGAUCACGCAUGGAGCCUCCCCCGACGGGCGCACGGGCGGACGUCCCCGUUGCGGGCUGCAAGGACAUGGCUGCUUGCAGUGCUUCCCUCGGCUGUCUCCCUGCAGCACCGGGCGCUGCCUACGGAACCCCUGGGUAA